This is a messenger RNA of Nothoprocta perdicaria, 2952 nucleotides long. It is a transcript of the gene STAT2, whose product is annotated as signal transducer and activator of transcription 2. The record is from RefSeq and is a predicted model, not a curated record. Gene Ontology annotation, molecular function: RNA polymerase II cis-regulatory region sequence-specific DNA binding; DNA-binding transcription factor activity, RNA polymerase II-specific. Bases 1 to 2952 code for a protein of 983 amino acids. NCBI's taxonomy places the organism in Eukaryota, Metazoa, Chordata, Aves, Tinamiformes, Tinamidae. Gene Ontology annotation, biological process: defense response; regulation of transcription by RNA polymerase II; regulation of cell population proliferation. The transcript is spliced from 21 exons.
AUGGCGCAGUGGCAGGAGCUGCAGGGCCUGGACGCGGCGUCGCUGGAGCGGCUGCACCAGCUGUACAGCGGCGCCGCGCUGCCCAUGGAGGCGCGCCAGUGCCUGGCCGCCUGGAUCGAGGACCAGAACUGGGACUGGGGGGCCGCCUUCGAGGAGAGCCCGGAGACGCUGGCCAACGCGGUGGCCAACCUGCUGCAGGAGGAGCAGCGCAUCCUGCGCCAGGCGCACGCGGCGGCGCAGAGGGAGCCGGCGGCAGCGCCCAGCACCCCUCCGCAGAGCGACCGGCACCAGGAGAUCCAGCGGCGCCUGGCCGAGUUCCAGGCGGCCCUGCAGGACGCCGACCGCACCUUCCGCCACCUGGAAGACGCGCAGGAGAUGUUUGACUUCUGCUACAAGGUGCACUACCACCCGGGCGAGGCCCGGCCCAACGACCCCGAGUACGUGAAGCAGCUGCAGAGCCUGCAGGCCAAGCUGCAGAAGCUGGACCGCAGCCGCAAGGACAUGCUGGCGCAGAUGCAGCAGCUGCUGGGGCGCAGCGAGACCCUGCGGGACUUCGUGCAGCAGGAGCUGGGCGGCUGGCGCGAGCGGCAGCGCGGCGCCUGCCUGGGGGCGCCCGUCGACACCGGCCUGCAGCAGCUGCAGGGCUGGUUCACGGCGCUGGGCGAGGGGCUCUUCCAGCUGCUGCAGCUGCUGCGGGCGCUGGGCGAGCUGCGCCUCAAGGUCACCUACGAGGGGGACCCGCUGCAGACGGAGCCGCCGCUGCUGGAGACGCGGCUGCGGGAGCUGCUCACCUACCUGCUGCAGAGCGCCUUCGUGGUGGAGCUGCAGCCCUGCAUGCCGGCCUGCAGCAAGCGGCCGCUCGUGCUGCGCACGGCCAGCAAGUUCUCGGUGCGCGCGCGGCUCCUCGUGCGCCUGCACGAGCGCAGCCACCCCAUGGAGGUCAAGAUCCACAUCGACAGGGACCCCCCCAAGAUCCGAGGCUUCCGCAGGUUCAACAUCCUGACAUUCAACAGCAAAACGCUGGCGGUGGGCGACAGCCCCCAGGACGGGCUGGUCUGCGACUUCCAGCACCUGACGCUGAAGGAGCAGAAAGCCAGCGGGUCGGGCAAGGGCAGCAAAGGCCUCGGCGAGGGUCCCCUGGCCGUGACCGAGGAGCUGCACAUCAUCACCUUCACACUGGCCUAUGCCUACCGCGGGCUGGAGCUCGAGCUGGAGACCUCCACGCUGCCCGUCGUCAUCAUCUCCAACAACAACCAGCUCUCCAGUGCCUGGGCCUCCGUGCUCUGGUUCAACAUGCUCAGCGCCGACCCCAAGAACCAGCUGUUCUUCGCGGCGCCGCCGCCGGCGCCCUGGCCGCGCCUGGCCGAGGUGCUGAGCUGGCAGUUCGAGAGCGCGGCCGAGCGCGGGCUGGCCCGGGAGCACCUGCACAUGCUGGCCAGGAAGCUCUUUGGCUCCAAGCCGUCCCCGGAGAGCACCCUGGCCUGGCACAAGUUCUCCAAGGACGGCGCCUCCGGCUUCUCCUUCUGGGCCUGGCUGGACGGGAUCCUGGGGCUGCUGCAGGAGCACCUCAAGCAGCUCUGGAAGGAGGGCCUCAUCCUGGGCUUCGUGAGCCGCAAGCAGGAGGAGAAGCUGCUCCGGGGGAAGCGCACGGGCACCUUUCUGAUCCGCUUCAGCGAGAGCGUCCUGGGCGGCGUCACCUUCAGCUGGGUGGAGCAUCCCGAGAGCGGGCCACCCACCUUCCAGGCCGUGGAGCCCUACACGGCCACCGAGCUGGCAGCCCUGGCGCUGCCCGACAUCAUCCACGACUACCAGCUGCUGGUGGAGGAGAACAUCCCCGAGAACCCGCUGCGCUUCCUCUACCCGGACCGGGACCGCGACGAGGCCUUCGGGCCCCACUACAGCCAGCGGCAGGCAGGGAGCCUCACGGGGAAGAAGGAGUAUCUGAACCAGCGCCUCAUCCGCGUGUCCUCCAGGCGCGUGAACGAGGAGCUGGCGGCCGCCACGCAGGACCUGGAGACGCUGCGGCUGCAGCCGUGGGAGCCGGCGGCGCUGCAGGCGGUGCCCUGCAGCCCGGGGACGCCGGGGCCCGCGCGCCCGGAGCCGCCGCUGCAGGUGGGAACGGGGGUCCCCGAGCUGCUGCCGCCGGCGCCUGGGGCCGCGGAACCGGCGCUGGUGCUGCAGCUGGUCCCCAAGGGCCAGGAGCACGUGCCGGUGGCACCCGACAGCUUGUGGAUGCUGCAAGUGCUGCCUGAGAGCCUGGAGCCGCUGCAGCCGCCGCCGGGGCUCCAGGGGCUGCAGCAAGUGGCACCUGGGGACCAAGUGACGCUGAAGCUGGAGCCCGGGCCUGUGGAGCCCCAGCUGGUGCUGCAGCCGCUUUCCGAGGGCCAGGGGACGCUGCAGGUGGCACCUGGGGGCCUGGGGACGCUGCAGCCGGCGCUGGGGGGCCUGGGGACACAGCACGUGGCACCAGGGGACCAAGGGACGUCGCAGCCGGGCUCAGGAGCCCUGGAGCCGCCACUGAACUUGCAGCUGCUCCCCGGGGAGCAGAGGCCGCUGCAGGUGGCCCCGGGGGAGCUGGAGCUGCUGGCAGCGGAGGAGCUGGACCUGCAGAAGCUGCUGGAGGCGCUGGAGCCGGCCGACAGGGCGCUGGACGCGCUGGAGCCCGCGGAGCUGGAGCCAGCAGAGCUGGAGCCCGCGGAGCUGGAGCCCGGGCUGCUGGGGCGGCUCGGCCCCGGGGCGGCCUGUGAGUGUCGAGAGCCGCGGGCCGGGCGGGCUGCAGCGGCCGCCCCGCCGGGCGCUGACCGGCCCCGUCCCGCAGGCUCCGCGGCGCUCCUGGGCCGCCGGGACCCCUUCCUGCCGCAGGCCGAGGCCCCCCUGCCCGUCGUGAGCUCCCUCUUCGCCGAGGCCGGUGACUUCCCCCCGCUGCACAUUGACCCGCAGGACUUCCAGUGA